UCAAACCAAGCAAUCAACGAACAAGAUGAGUCUUACUGCUAAGGACAAGGACGCAGUCAAGGGCUUCUGGGCCAAAGUGGGUGGCAAGGCGGAGGCAGUUGGCACUGAUGCUCUUUCCAGAAUGCUGAUCGUGUACCCUCAGACCAAGACUUACUUCUCCCACUGGAAAGACUUGAGCCCCGGCUCUGCCCCGGUGAAGAAGCAUGGAAAGACUGUGAUGGGUGGAGUUGCUGAUGCUGUGGCCAAAAUCGACGAUCUGACAGGUGGUCUGCUUAACCUCAGUGAAUUGCAUGCCUUUACCCUGAGAGUGGAUCCUGCUAAUUUCAAGAUUCUCUCUCACAACAUCCUUGUGGUUAUGGCCAUCAUGUUUCCUGAUGAGUUCACCCCCGAGGUCCAUGUGGCUAUGGACAAGUUCCUGGCUGCUCUGUCCCGUGCUCUGGCUGAGAAAUACAGAUAAACAGCAAACAAGAGCAGGACCAGAUGAUGGGCAGCAUAAUCGACGCAGAUACACUGUAUCAGUCUGAAUUUUAAUUAAAGAGUCAUUGCAGUGAC
Molecule: messenger RNA, 552 nt
Organism: Melanotaenia boesemani (Boeseman's rainbowfish)
Lineage: Eukaryota; Metazoa; Chordata; Actinopteri; Atheriniformes; Melanotaeniidae
Product: hemoglobin subunit alpha-1
Exons: 3
Coding region: 26-457 (143 amino acids)
Biological process (GO): oxygen transport; hydrogen peroxide catabolic process
Cellular component (GO): blood microparticle; haptoglobin-hemoglobin complex; hemoglobin complex
Molecular function (GO): oxygen carrier activity; oxygen binding; iron ion binding
Source: RefSeq, a predicted model, not a curated record